AUGGACGAAAAGAUUCCUGCCAGUGAGCAUGUGGAGGAGCAGCUGGUAACGAGGAGGGCAAACGAGGGAAUCAGCUGGGCGGAAGCCUGGCAGAGCAGGCGCGUUUUGCUUUGGUGCCUCUUCAUCUUUCUUCUCCCAAUCAAUUUCGGCUAUGAAGUCAGUACCGUCGGAAACCUUCUUGCCGUUGACUCCUUUCUCAAGGAGUUCGGUGUCGAAGCCAAUGGCAUCCUCGAGAUUCGCGCUACAGAUCAACAAAUCCUCAAUGCAGCCAGUACCAUCGGUCUUUUCUGCUCCGCCUUUGCAACAGGCUUCAUCUCCGACCUGAUGGGUCGAAAGAAGACAAUAAUCGUCGGCUGCAUACUUUGCGUCGGGGGAAUCAUCUUACAAUAUUUCAGCCACAGCAUCCAUGAACUCUUCGGCGGGAAGCUGUUGAGUACUUUUGGCUUUGGCCUGGGUCACUCACUCGGACCAGUGUUUGUUGCGGAACUGGCACCGCCCAAGGUCCGCGGUAUUUGUCUGUCGCUGGUGAAUACUAUGAUUGUACUUGGCCAAUGGAUCAAUUCUGCCGCGGUUCUCGCCUGCUCCAACCGAUCCGAUGACCUGGCCUGGCGUAUUCCAAUCAUCACCCAGAUGAUUCCACCUGGUCUUCUCCUUAUCGGCCUCCCUUUUCUCGCCGAGUCGCCGUCUUGGCUUAUCAUGAAAGAUAGACACGAGGAAGCAGCUCGAUCAUUCCGAUACUUCAAUGGACCUGAUUUUGAUGUUGACGAGGCUAUGGCUAUCACUACGGCUGCCGUUGCACAGGAGAAAGAGCUCUCGCGCACUGGGUCGGCGUGGUUGGAUUGCUUCAGGGGUCCGGAUGGGCGCCGCACACUCAUCAUCUGCAUGGUAUAUAUCGCUCAGCAGUUUAUCGGAGUCAAUUUCGUGUCUGGAUAUUUAACGUACUACUUCAAACUCGCCGGUGUCAACGAUGCCAUUGCACUCGCCCAGGUUGCAUUCGCUAUUCAACUCUUCGGAAACAUCUGCUCGUGGCCUUUGGUCGAUCGGCUUGGUCGCCGACCGAUGAUUGUUGGCGGUAUGAUAAUCAUGACGAUGGGUCUGUUGGUCAUUGGAGGUAUUAGUACGAUCGGGUCUAGUUCGGCACUCAAGGCGACCGUCGCAUUUAUGACCUUGUGGGGAUUUUUGUAUCAAGCUACUCUUGGUGCUGUUGCAUAUGCAGUUGGCGGUGAAACCCCCAGUCCACUUCUACGCCAGAAGACAUACUCGAUCAAUAUCAUGUCAGCCACCGCCGUUUCAUGCGCUGUGCUGCAAAUCCUGCCUUACCUUCUGAAUACGGACGAGGCGAAUAUCGGUGGCAAGAUAUGCUUCAUCUUCUUUGGUUUGUCGCUGCCCAUGUGCGUCUACCUGUACUUCUGUUUGCCAGAGUUGAAGGGACGCACAGUGGCUGAGAUCCAGGAGAUGUUCCAGGCUGGGCUGCCUGCUCGAAAGUUCAAGGAUUACGUUUGUCAAAAUGAGACGAUGGCUGUGGUCGGUAAGGCUAGGAUUCAGGCUCAUGCCGAAGGUGAAGAGUGA
Penicillium waksmanii is the source of this 1569-nucleotide messenger RNA. RefSeq lists its product as uncharacterized. Gene Ontology annotation, biological process: carbohydrate transport; transmembrane transport. The record is from RefSeq and is a predicted model, not a curated record. Bases 1 to 1569 code for a protein of 522 amino acids. Gene Ontology annotation, cellular component: membrane. Gene Ontology annotation, molecular function: carbohydrate:proton symporter activity. NCBI's taxonomy places the organism in Eukaryota, Fungi, Ascomycota, Eurotiomycetes, Eurotiales, Aspergillaceae. The transcript is spliced from 4 exons.